AUGUUCGAACAAGCCGCUGAGAGUGAAGGCUUGGUGAUCCGCAGGCCGAACUUCACCAAGGAGAUGGGAUUUCCACUACAAGAGGUGUUGGAGAUGGUGAAUCCAAAGACAUCUCUGAUUGUGCUCAGCAAUCCCAACAAUCCCACUGGAACGGAGAUUCCCCGAGAUGCCAUCAUGGAAGUGUUGAAAAAGUGCAGUUGCGCGAUUUUGGUGGACGAGUGCUACUUCGAAUUUAUGGAUCCCUCCACUUCUGUGGCGAAUGAGGUCGAGACCUAUCCCAAUCUCUUUGUGAGCAGAACCUUCUCAAAGACCUGGGGUUUUCCCUCGUUACGCCUGGGCUACCUGCUUUCCACGGGCAGCAACGUGAGUGCACUGACCUGUGUGCGCGGGCCCUAUGACAUCAACCAGCUUGCCGUGGUGGGUAUCUUAGCUGCUCUGAAGCAGCGCGACUACGUCUUCGAAUAUGUCAGGGAAGUGAUGGAACCCUGGUGCAAUGGUUCAGUCGCUGUGAUGGGCCGAUUAGAAUCCAACCCGAGUUUCUCCAAAGUUCUAUGGCCAUCCCCCGAUUUCCACGCAGCCCUUAUGGCUCGAGCCUUCGUCCGCGUCAGCCCUUGGCAGCGCCGUGAUCCCGGCGCCUGGCUCGGCUGCGGCUCGGUGGACGUGAUGCCCAAUGCCAUCGAUGUCGGCGUGCGGCGAGGGAUGACCUCGGCCUCGGAAAAGAGUCACCGCUUCGUGGCAGUUGCUUGUUUCAUGUUGAUUGAAAAGGCGAUGGUCGCCAGUGGUCUCUCGAAGUUCUUACCGGGCACCUUACUGGGCAUGUUUGCCUUGUUCGGCUUUCUGCUGACCUUAGAUGCCUCAGGAAACCCUGGUGCGGCCAAUGCCAUCUUUCGCUUCCUGGAGCCCGGCUAUCGCUUUCUGCUGAAAUGGGCUCCGGUGUUCUUUACGCCAGCCUUAGUGAAGCUGCCGUUGGUGGAAGAGCACAUCUCGGGUUUCGAGUUCUUGCGCUUGGCUGUGCUGAUUUUUGUGGGGGGCAUGCUGCAGAUGGCCGCUGUUGCCAUGAUUGCCAGAUGGCUGGCCAACCGCGAGAAGGGCCCACUCCUGGAGGUCGCCGACUCGUCCCCGGUCUCGCCCGAUUCGUCGCCGAAGAGUGACAAGGAGCCUUAUCCUCGACCUGGCAGGCCAUUCAAGCGCAGGUGGCUGCCUGUGUAUGGACUGAUCAUGCUCGUGGCCCUGGGACUUCUGCACUUUGGCCGUGAUUCUCCCAGCUGCGAGAUAGCUUACAUGCUGUGUGCAUCGCUUCUGGCUUUCGUCUUGGGCAAUUCGAUGCCUGCCAAAGCCAAGUCGAUCUUUCAUCCCAUCUUCGCCGGUGUCCUGGGCUCCUGGUUGGCCUUGGCCCUGUGGGCCCAGCAGGAUGAGACCCGUAGUUUCAGAGAAGUCCUGGUGACGUACAGUUCCCCCGGUGGUGCUGGGCCGCUCAUGUCCAUGCUUUUGAAUCCGCUAGUGGUGGCCCUGGCGCUGCUGCUCUUCGAGCGCCGGAAGCUGCUCCGACGCGAUCGAAAGCUGAUCAUUGGUACCUCGUUGCUGGGUGCCGUCUCGGGCAUUUUCGGCACCGCUCUGAUGGCGCGGCUUUUGCAGCUGCCGGGCCCCUUGGCCAAGCCCACGGUGGGGCGCUACUGCACUGCGCCCUUGGCCCUGGCAGUGGCGGGGAACAUCUCCGCGUCGCCGCCUUUGACCGUUGCCAUGGUCGUGGCCAGCGGCUUCGUCGGCAUCUUCGCGGCGCAGCCGCUGCUGGCGCGGCUGCAGGUGACCAAGAGCCGCGAGCGGGGCCUUGCCAUAGGAGCCGUGUCACACGUGCUGGGCACAGUUUCCCUAGCCAGCUGGGACGAGAAGGCAGUGCCCUACAGUGCCCUGUGCUUUGUCUUGGCCAGCGGCUCCACUGCCGCCUUCACUUCGUUGCCUCCGGUGCAAGCGCUGCUCCUUUGGAUCCUACCCGCGUGUGACAUUUUGGUCAGCCAUUUGGGUGUCCUCUUGAACUUUUGCACUUUUUGGACGUUUGCACUUUUUCUGGAUCAGUCGAAGCCGUUGUUCGAGGACUUCUUGAAGAAGAGAGGCAUUGAGUUUUGGCCCACCGCGGCCAACUUCAUCUUUUGCUACUUCUCUGAGCCUGUGCGCUUGGAGAGCGCAUUGCGGGAGAGAGGCAUCCUGGUCCGACCAAAGAAGGACCACAAGGGCGUCCUUGGCCUUCGUGUCAGCUUCGGCACGGUGGAACAAAUGAAGCAGGUGAUUCAAGCCAUGGAAGAGCUUCUUUGA
Messenger RNA from Cladocopium goreaui, 2310 nucleotides. The record is from the annotation of a GenBank genome assembly. Lineage: Eukaryota; Dinophyceae; Suessiales; Symbiodiniaceae.